UUAAAGUCAUUUUGGCAUCCUCUUGCACAAAAUAUCUCUUUCUUCUCGUUCAUCUUCUUCCUCGACUGACCGAAACUGUUUUGUACCUUGUAUCAUCAUCUUCCCACUGCAAAUAAAUAAAUAAAAUACUAGUGUAACACGACGCCGUUCCAAGCAUGGCUGCAGUGCUCGGCAAUUUAGCUCUAAUACUGGACCCAGCUCGCGUAACAUCUCCACGCUACUGCACGUUACCCGACCGAAAAUCCCACCGCCCGCCGGUCCCAAUUCUCUCCGACGUCGUCUUGAACCUGUUCAAGAAAGAAUCUUUUGCCCCAGAAUUCGAUGGGGAAAUCCGAAAAGAAAAAUCUUUUGCUAAAAAAGAAAAGUUAAAGUCCAAGUCAAAGGUGAAUGCAGUGGACUACGAGAACUCCAGCGACGACGAAAAUGGGAAUGGGUUCGCGGAUGAGGAUGGGUUUAAUUGGGAGGAAGAGAUGAGGAGGAGAGUGAAGGAAAUUGAGGAGAUGAGGGAGCUGGAAAAGAAGGCUGAAGAAGUGCAGAAUAGAGUGGACGAGGAGUUUAAGGAAGUUGGUGGGGAGAAUAAGGAAGAUACUGAGGAAGAGAAACGGAUGAGAGUAAAAAAAGAGCUCGAAAAGGUAGCAAAGGAGCAAGCUGAACGGAGAAAAAUGGCUCAAUUGAUGUUUGACUUGGGUCAGAAAGCUUAUGGGAGGGGAAUGUAUGGACGUGCCAUUGAGUUUCUUGAAGCUGCCCUCACCAUCAUUCCCAGGCCAACUUUGUUUGGUGGUGAGAUACAAAUAUGGCUUGCAAUGGCCUAUGAAGCUAACAAUCGACAUGCAGAUUGCAUAGCACUUUACCAGCAGCUGGAGAAAAAACAUCCCAGUGUCAGCAUUCGGCGGCAAGCUGCAGAACUGCGUUACAUAUUGCAAGCACCUAAGCUCAAGAUAACCCAGGAAGAGAUGGUUACCAUACCACUGAUAGGUUCUAGCUACGAUAGCUAUGCGGCAACAUGGACUGACAAAUACAAGGACAAAGAUCAAAAGAGAAGUUUCUCUACUACUAAUCAGCUUCCAUCAGGUAGAGACUACUUAGCAGACUUCUUGGCAUGGAAACCCCCGGUUGGCUUGGAGAAGAACCAAACCUUUUGGAUAGCUUUGACAUUAUGGGUAGGGCUGGUUGGAGCUGCUCUUUUACUGCAAAAGUAAAAUGCUUCCAUUCUUUUAUAUCAUUGGAUUUUGAAGUCAAUUGGCAGAUUAUAGCCAAAGUAACAGGUGGAACUCAUAAAAGGAUGUCAGCUGAAGCCUGAAAAAUGUAUAUGUAAAUGCCUUCCUUUCUCUGGAUUCUUUAGUGGAAUAUAGUAUAUUCUUGAACAUUUUUAUCUGCAUUUAAGUAUAAAACAUUUCCUUGUACAUUUAUACCCAACGGUCUUUUGUUCUUACUUU
Messenger RNA from Coffea eugenioides, 1436 nucleotides. RefSeq lists its product as uncharacterized. Bases 156 to 1199 code for a protein of 347 amino acids. Gene Ontology annotation, molecular function: protein binding. Gene Ontology annotation, cellular component: chloroplast thylakoid membrane. The record is from RefSeq and is a predicted model, not a curated record. The transcript is spliced from 4 exons. Lineage: Eukaryota; Viridiplantae; Streptophyta; Magnoliopsida; Gentianales; Rubiaceae.